Molecule: messenger RNA, 2175 nt
Organism: Ascochyta rabiei
Lineage: Eukaryota; Fungi; Ascomycota; Dothideomycetes; Pleosporales; Didymellaceae
Product: Formaldehyde transketolase
Exons: 4
Coding region: 1-2175 (724 amino acids)
Biological process (GO): pentose-phosphate shunt
Cellular component (GO): cytosol
Molecular function (GO): transketolase activity
Source: RefSeq, a predicted model, not a curated record
AUGCAUCUCGCGCAAGAUAUGACCAAGGCUAAUGACGCAACGGACUACGGCCAGAGUGUAGUCGAAGGAUUGAAAAAAGAAGAGAAGGUUGAGCAGGCGGUAGUGCGAAACUUGUCGGACGAACAGGACCAUGUUUUGAAGUCCUUUCGACUGCUGAUCGCAGAUUUGUGUCAGCAAUUCAAUGGUGGUCAUCCAGGGGGUGCAAUUGGUAUGGCCGCGAUAGGAGUGUCCCUCUGGAAGUAUGUCAUGCGCUAUGCGCCGCACACACCAACUUAUUUCAACCGCGAUCGUUUCGUUCUGUCGAACGGGCAUACCUGCUUGUUUCAGUACUCGUUCCUUCAUCUCACAGGAUACAAGGGUAUGACCUUGGACCAGCUGAAGUCAUACCACUCGGACCGCGUCGAUGCGUUGUGCCCCGGCCACCCAGAGAUUGAGCACGAGGGCAUCGAAGUGACAACAGGCCCUCUCGGACAAGGUGUUGCAAACGCUGUUGGACUGGCCAUGGCUACCAAGAAUUUGCAGGCGACCUACAACAAGCCAGACUUCGACAUCGUCUCGAACCACACAUGGUGUAUGAUUGGUGACGCAUGUCUGCAGGAAGGAGUAGCGCUGGAGGCCAUUUCCUUUGCUGGACAUCUCAAGUUAAGCAACCUGACCAUCAUAUACGAUAACAACCAGGUCACUUGCGACGGGAGUGUUGAUCUCACAAACACCGAGGAUGUCAAUGCAAAGAUGCGCGCAUGCGGGUGGGAUGUGAUCGACAUUGAGGAUGGUUGUUUUGACAUUGAAGGCAUCGUGGGCGCGCUCAACAAAGCUCGAGCAUCGACCGAUAAACCAACCUUCAUCAACGUGCGUACUGUUAUUGGAAUUGGCAGCGCCGUAGCUGGCGAUGCCGUUGCUCAUGGAGCCGCUUUCGGUGCUGCUGACGUUGCCAAUAUGAAGAAGCUGUAUAACUUCAACCCCGAAGAACACUUUGUAAUCAGCAACACAGUUCGCGAAUUCUUCGCAGACAUUCCUUCGAGGGGCCAGGAGUUGGUCGAGUCCUGGGAGAAGAAGCUGCAGGAGUAUGAAGCCAAGUAUCCCGAACUUGGUGCAGAAUUCCGGAGUCGAGUGGAAGGCCGCCUCCCGGAAGACUGGAAGGACUUGAUCCCCAGCUCGUUCCCUGCUCAACCCACAGCUACGAGGAAGUCUUCUGGUUUGGUCUUUAACCCGAUUGCGGAGAAGGUCAAAACCUUCAUGGUCGGCACUGCCGAUCUGUCUCCUUCGGUCAACAUGAUCUGGAAGGACAAAGUUGACUUCCAACAUCCCGACUUGAAGACAAACUGCGGUAUCACCGGCAACUACAGCGGCCGUUACAUCCACUAUGGUAUACGUGAACAUGCCAUGUGUGCGAUCUCUAACGGACUGGCUGCAUUCGCUCCCAACACGUUCAUCCCAACCACUUCGUCUUUCUUCAUGUUUUAUUUAUAUGCAGCACCAGCGGUUCGAAUGGGCGCUCUGCAGCACUUGCAAGUAAUACACGCGGCCACACACGACUCGAUUGGUAUGGGUGAGGACGGCCCAACCCAUCAGCCUAUUGAGCUGGCCAACCUUUACCGAGCGAUGCCAAAUCUGCUGUAUAUUCGGCCUGCAGACAGCGAGGAGACUGCUGGUGCGUGGAUCACAGCCAUUGAGGCCAAGAACACACCGACAAUCAUCUCGACAUCAAGGCACACGCUGCCACAGAUUUCGCAGACAAGGCGUGACCUGGUAGCUAAGGGCGCCUACGUCAUCGAAGAAGUUGACGAUGCAGACGUGACGCUGAUUGGCGUGGGUGCUGAGCUGAGCCAUGCUCUCGACACAGCAAAAGAACUGAAGGCAAAAAACAUCAAAGCACGGGUUCUCAGCUUCCCAUGCCAACGUCUGUUCGACUCCCAGCCCAUAGAAUAUAAGCGCGAUACAUUGCGUAGGCAUCGUGGCAUCCCUGCUGUCGUCAUCGAGCCUUUCGCCCCGAAUGGCUGGGAAAGAUACGCUGAUGCUGCAGCUUGCGUGAAACGCUUCGGCCACAGCUUGCCAGGAAAGGCAGCGUACAAGUACUUCGGUUUCGAUACUCCGGCGCUGGUGAAGAAGGUGGAGGGAUACCUACAACAGGUACGCGACGAUCCGCUUCUGUGCGGGGAAUUUGUAGACUUGUGA